AUGCGAUCUCAGGCCCAGCUUGGAGAUUUCGAAUCGGCGAAGACAGCGGCAGUCCCAAGAAGAAGCAAGGCAGUCGUCGACCUGGCACUGGAAACAUAUCUACUCUCGGAAAAGAACAGUGAAAAUUCUGGCCAGAAGAUGACUAUGGAUCCAACGUUCAAGCAAUACGCCGUCUCACAAAUGAAACUCUUUCUCUUCGCUGGCUACGACACGACAGCCGCUGCGGUGGUCUAUUCUAUCCACCUCCUUUCGCUUCACCCAUCUACUCUAUCAAGAGCGCGCCAAGAGCACGACGAUGUCUUCGGAUCCGACAGCACUGUACAGGAGACUGGAACUCGCAUCGCAGAAACCCCCCAGCUACUCAAUCGACUGGCAUAUACAUCAGCCGUCAUCAAAGAGGCUCUCCGGCUGUACCCACCCGUGUCCAGUACGCGUGCAUCUGGACCAGGCUUCACGGUAUCAGAAACCGACAAGACGGGUCUCGAAGGCUUCAUGCUUUGGGGUGUGCACCACGCUAUCCACCGGGCACCAGAGCACUGGGUGAGGCCGGACGAUUUUGUCCCGGAACGCUGGUUGGCCUCUCCGGGUGACGAGCUGUACCCCGCGGACAAGGAGGCGUGGCGGCCGUUUGAGCGAGGCCCGCGAAACUGUAUCGGCCAGGAACUCGCCUUAUUGGAGGUGAAGGUCAUUUUGGCCAUGGUGCUGCGGGAUUUUGACUUUGCGGAUGCUUACGUCGAGUUCAACAAGACGAUGGGCAGGACGGGUCCCACAGAAGUAGCAGGGGAUCGUGCCUAUCAGAUCAUUCAUGGAAGCACUAAGCCCAACAACGGUUAUCCUUGCAGGAUCAAGCAAGCCACAAGAAUGUCUUAG
Messenger RNA from Colletotrichum fioriniae, 870 nucleotides. RefSeq lists its product as uncharacterized. Lineage: Eukaryota; Fungi; Ascomycota; Sordariomycetes; Glomerellales; Glomerellaceae. The record is from RefSeq and is a predicted model, not a curated record. Gene Ontology annotation, molecular function: iron ion binding; heme binding; monooxygenase activity.